Messenger RNA from Cryptotermes secundus, 2004 nucleotides. RefSeq names its product facilitated trehalose transporter Tret1. Gene Ontology annotation, molecular function: transmembrane transporter activity. The coding region runs from base 283 to 1677 and encodes 464 amino acids. Gene Ontology annotation, cellular component: membrane. The record is from RefSeq and is a predicted model, not a curated record. Gene Ontology annotation, biological process: transmembrane transport. Lineage: Eukaryota; Metazoa; Arthropoda; Insecta; Blattodea; Kalotermitidae. The transcript is spliced from 4 exons.
CCAGGCUUCGGAAAUUCGUCCCACUUUCUUGAGCAGCGGAACAGAAGACGGGCAGGAGCUCUGCUGCUUGCGCCCUGCUCAAGUCUGCACGGCGCCCACAAUGAAUCCGACACUGUAAGGCAAGGCUCCACCACAAUGGCCUUCGUGACAUGGCAUCACGAAACAUCCGAGGAGUAAGUACGUCAUCACUGCAUCAGAAGGAACAAAAAGCAGCAAGAAGACGCGAGUUACACAACAUUUUUUCUGUUGGACGGACGCAGACACGUGCUGGCGGACGCGGCUAUGGCGUGCUAUAAGCAACUGGCGCUAGGGGCUGUGGCCAAUCUGGGAACAGUAGCUUCAGGAAUGACGCUUGGAUUCUCCGCCGUGGCGCUACCAGCCAUGCAGGCAUUAGACCACACACCUUGUGUAUCCGACGCACAAGCGUCAUGGAUAGCCUCGCUUACUACCCUCGGGAUGCCUCCGGGAUGUCUCCUGAUGGGCCCAAUGUUGCACAGACUGGGGCGCAGGCGCACCCUCUUACUGGUCAACGCGCCCGCAGUGAUAGGUUGGCUCCUCAUUGCCACGGCUUCUCACAGCGAGCCCUGGUUCUUGUACCAGGUGUACACGGGUCGACUCCUGACAGGGAUCGCUGCAGGGCUCGUCAGUACCCCGGCCGUUGUGUACGUCGGUGAGGCCAUGGAUAAGAUCUGGAGGGGAGUUCUGAUCACGUGGCCGAGCAUAGGUGUUUCUCUGGGCAUCCUGGUGGUCUACGUGCUGGGGUCCUUGUUUCGGGACAACUGGCGCCUGGUGGCUGGUAUCAGCAGCUGUGUCCCGAUGAUAUCCAUUAUUGCGGUGUGGUUCCUGCUGCCCGAGAGCCCCGUGUGGCUCGUGUCGCGGGGCAGGAUUGAGGAAGCACAAGCCUCCAUGAGACUCAUACGAAGCGUACCCGAGGAUACCAGCCUCUCGGACAGCUUGCAGCAGGAGUUGGACAUCGCGUUGGCGCGCGAGGACCAACAGAACAGCUGGAAGGACACGCUCAGCUUCCUGAAGAGACCCGAGGCCUACAAGCCGCUUCUCAUCAUGAACGCGUUCUUCUUCUUCCAGCAGUUCUCUGGAAUAUUCGUCGUCAUUUUCUACGCGGCCAGUAUUGUCCGGGAUACGGGACUGUCAUUCGACGAUUACCUGGCAACCGUCCUGAUUGGCGUGUCCAGGUUCGCCACGUCACUUGCUAUCAGCUACGCGUCCAAACGGUGCGGCCGUCGGCUGCUCUGUAACAUAUCGGGAGUGGGGACGACGCUGUCUGUAGGGGCGCUGGCAGCGUUCCUCAGUUUCAUGCACUGCGGAAUCAUCAGUCCUGAGGCAGUGAUGACGUACAGCUGGUUUCCUGUCACAGCGCUCAUUCUGUCCGUGAUGACAGGUACGGUCGGUUUUAUGACGCUUCCGUUUGCAAUGCUGGGGGAGGUAUUCCCUCUCGAGAUAAGGGGUUCGGCUUGUGGGUUCACAACCUUCAUGGCGACCAUCUUCAGCUUCUUGGCGGUGAAGCUGUUCCCCGACAUGGGGCACUGGAUGGGAUAUGACAACGUGUUCACUCUGUACACUGCAGUGAUUGCCAUAGGAACCGUCACGAUGUACUUCUGUCUGCCCGAGACGCAUGGGAGGACGCUACCAGAGAUCGAGGAGCUCUUCAGAAGCUAAAGGUGGAGAUAAGGAGGCCGAGAAGCUGACGAAUUCUGACAAGCACGAGAGGUGGCCUCAAAGAAGGGGGGAAUAAAACGGAAGGACAGUGGAAUGUCUCUGCAUGUGUCCCUCGUACGUAAUAUCUCUUUCUUAUCAACAGUUUUCGAGCUGUACAGUGAAAUGGCUCUAUCUAGGAAACCGUUCGGAAUAGAACACAUAUACAUAUAAACAUUUUUCUUAGAGUGACCCGCUACUAUGACCUCACAGAGUAUUGACCUUCCUUCCUGGGACACCUGUAUAAUGUGGCAAGGUAACAAAUGAAUAAACAUUUGAAAGUAUUUAGAA